Molecule: messenger RNA, 2666 nt
Organism: Lycium barbarum (goji berry)
Lineage: Eukaryota; Viridiplantae; Streptophyta; Magnoliopsida; Solanales; Solanaceae
Product: probable inactive receptor kinase At5g58300
Exons: 3
Coding region: 484-2475 (663 amino acids)
Biological process (GO): protein phosphorylation
Molecular function (GO): protein kinase activity; ATP binding; protein binding
Source: RefSeq, a predicted model, not a curated record
AUUGUUUAUAUUUUUUUCAUGAGUUUUCAGUAACUAAAAAAGACCCCCACCACCCAUUUCUCUCUUUGUAUUUUUGUCAGGAAGGUGGGGAGAUGGGAAUUUAUGCUUCACUGUUUCUCUCUCAACUGCUUUAUCCAAUUGAAUAAGUUGGUAUAAAUCCAUGUUUAGAGCAAGAAAAUUUUACUAGGAUAUAGUUUUCAAGUUUUAUGCUCUUGCUUUAUAGUGAACAGCUUAUAAAAAAAUUAAAAAGUAAUUGGCACCUUGCUUUUCAGUGGGCUACACUAAAAAAUAAUGACUUUAUUGCCAAAAGGACUUUAGACCAAAGUAUGCAAUAAAUCCUCUCUCCACCACUUUCAAAAUCUGUCUUCAGUAGUUCAAUCUGUAUCUUUCAUGAUCCAUUUUCAAUAUGAAGAGCUCUCAGUUUUGAACAACAUAGCUCUCAGAUCCCUUUCAUGCAUAUCAUAUAGUGGCUAAUUUUGUCUAAUGUUCUUCAAAAGUGGCCAAGCAGAGAGGCAAGAAGUGAAGGGCUUUUGCAUUUUUGCCAGCCAGAUGAGUAAAAACAUAAUGAUGCUCCAGCGUUUACUGGCAGCUGUUGCUUUUCUUGUUCCCCUGGUAUCAAUUUUUCCUCGAGCUAUAGCUGAUCUUGAUUCCGAUAGACAGGCUCUACUCGACUUUGUAGACUCCGUCCCUCAUAUCCGAAAACUCAACUGGAAUUUGUCUCUCCCUAUUUGCAAUUCUUGGGCUGGUAUAACGUGUAACAAAGAUGGAACGAGAGUCGUUGCAAUCCAUCUCCCCGCUGUUGGACUUUUUGGUCCUAUACCAGAAAAUAGUAUAGGCAAGUUAGAUGCUCUUAAAGUCCUUAGUCUAAGAACCAAUUAUCUAAAUGGAAGUGUUCCUUCUGAUCUCCUUUCAAUUCCUUCUCUCCGAUAUGUCUACCUUCAGCAUAAUAACUUCUCUGGUGAUAUUCCUGUUUCAUUAUCUCCUCGACUUGGUGUACUAGACCUCUCCUUUAACUCUUUUACUGGAGAAAUUCCACUCACAAUCAAGAACUUGACGCGAUUAUCUGUGUUGAACCUACAGUUCAAUUCAUUAACAGGAGAAAUCCCUAGCCUCGACACCCUCAGGUUAAAUAACCUGAAUUUGAGUCACAACAUGCUUAAUGGCUCGGUUCCAUACUCCCUCCAGAAAUUUCCACUUUCAUCAUUUGCAGGAAACGCUCAUUUAUGCGGGACCCCUCUAGCUAGCUGUUCCUUGAGUCCAUCACCUUCUCCAGCAGCUGAUGGCUCUGUAAUCCCUGAAAAACACAAGGCUGUCCACUCUAAGAAACUAAGUACCGGGAUCAUCGUUGCCAUUGCAGUUGUGGCUUCUUCGUUAAUGCUUCUCCUAGUUUUAGUAAUCUCCUUCUGCUGCUUGAAAAAGAAAGUAAGUCAUAGCACUAGCAUAAUUAAAGAGAAGGUGGCUACUGGGGGAAGGAGUGAGAAAUCCGGGGACUUUGGAAGUGGCGUGCCGGAUGCUGAGAAAAAUAAGUUAGUGUUCUUUGAAGGUUGCUCUUACAGCUUCAAUCUGGAGGAUCUUCUUAGAGCUUCUGCUGAGGUUCUUGGUAAAGGGAGUUAUGGAACGGCUUACAAAGCUGUCUUGGAUGAGGCAACAAUUGUGGUAGUUAAACGGCUGAGAGAAGUAGGAGUUACUAAAAAGGAAUUUGAACAGCAUAUGGAGAUUGUUGGAAGGGCUGGAAGGCACCCUAACAUUGUCCCACUCCGCGCAUAUUAUUAUUCCAAGGAUGAGAAACUUCUGGUUAACGAAUACAUGCCUGCUGGUAGCUUGUCAGCAGCUUUGCACGGUAAUAGAGGUAUUGGAAGAACUCCACUAGAUUGGGAUACAAGAUUGAAGAUAGCUCUAGGAUCAGCAAAAGGAAUUUCCCAUAUCCACACUGAAGGUGGUGUGAAAUUUACUCAUGGGAACAUCAAAUCCUCCAAUGUACUACUCACAAGAGAUCUAGAUGGCUGCAUUUCUGAUUUUGGCUUAACACCUCUGAUGAACUACAUAUCAUAUAAGUACAGGUGUGCUGGUUACCGCGCUCCAGAAGUGAUUGAAACACGGAAAGGGACACAAAAAUCUGAUGUCUAUAGCUUCGGAGUGCUGCUACUUGAGAUGCUGACAGGAAAAUCCCCUCUCCCAUUAUCAGGGCAGGAUGAGGUAGUCGAUUUGCCUAGGUGGGUGCGUUCGGUUGUUAGAGAGGAAUGGACUGCUGAAGUUUUCGACGUAGAGCUGUUGAAGUAUCAGAAUAUUGAAGAAGAGAUGGUGCAGAUGCUUCAGAUUGGACUCAGUUGUGUAGCAAAGGUGCCUGAUAUGAGACCCGCGAUGGGAGAAGUGGUUAGAAUGAUUGAAGAAAUACGACAACAAGAAGGGGAGACGACGAGGCCUUCCUCGGAGGAGAACAGGUCUAAGGACUCUAAUGCACAAACCCCUGAAUGAAUAAUGCAGUUUUAAGUAAUUUAUUUAGCUUUUGAUUCUAGAUUAAGUUAAGAAUGCAAUUUAUCUCCAUUGCCACCUUUUGCAUGUUCCUGGAUAUAUAAGUGUUUUUUAUCCUUCAUGUUAUAUCCUAUUCUGGCCUCUGUAGAGAUUUUAUCAGCUCAACAUAAAUGAGAACCUUUGUAUUUCUAUUU